AUGGUCAGAUACAUCAUCUUCAAGAAGGCCUUCAAUAUCAGGGGUGUUUGCUCCUCUGAGAUUCAGGAUUGUAUUGGUGCUAUCGAUGGAACACAUGCUCGUGUCAUAGUUUCUAAUACCAAUGCACCAAGGUAUCGUGGUAGAAAAAGUUGGCCUACCCAAAAUGUCUUGGCUGCAUGUACAUUUGAUUUGAAGUUCACUUAUGUAUUACCUGGAUGGGAGGGAACAUCGUCUGAUUCAAGGAUAAUAAAAGAUGCAUUAACUAGAGAAGAUAUAUUACAUACCCUUCAAGGUAAAUACUAUCUAGUUGGUGCUGGGUUCAUGCUCACUGGUGCGCUCAUAACCCCUUAUAGGGGUGUACGCUAUCACUUAAAAGAGUACUCUAGUCGUGCACCGGAAAAUGCAAAAGAACUUUUUAAUCUUCGACAUGCAUCACUGCGCAAUGCUAUUGAGAGAGCAUUGGGGGUUUUGAAAAAAAGAUUUUCACUUAUUGCAAGUUCAACUGAACCAUACUUCACUUUUGAUACACAAAGAGAUGUUUUCUUGGCUGGUUGUAUCUUGCAUAACUUUUUGAUGGGCAUAGAUCCUGAUGAGGAGCUUAUUGCUGAGGUUGAUCGUGAGCUCUUAAGUAGUAGGAGACGAAAUAGGCACAAUGCAAUAGAUGAAGAUACCGAAGAAGGAAAAAUUAUUCGUGACAAUAUAGCAGCUCAAAUGUGGAUUGACUAUCUCAGACAACGCAUUAUCCGUGACAAUAUAGCAGCUCAAAUGUGA
This is a messenger RNA of Spinacia oleracea (spinach), 771 nucleotides long. RefSeq lists its product as uncharacterized. NCBI's taxonomy places the organism in Eukaryota, Viridiplantae, Streptophyta, Magnoliopsida, Caryophyllales, Amaranthaceae. The transcript is spliced from 4 exons. The record is from RefSeq and is a predicted model, not a curated record. The coding region runs from base 1 to 771 and encodes 256 amino acids.